CUUUGGAGUCGGGCAUGUUCUAACAUAUCCCGACAGACCAGGAUCCGGAGUGUGUGAACUGUCAGUGCGCGCGGACUGCAUUUACUCACACACACACACACACACACACACUCACGCCGGAGAGUGUGUGUGUGUCGUUAACAAAUGUAGAACUAAAGUCAUUCCUCUGAGUUUUCCUCCGUGUUGUCCUGUGAUGGUCUCCUCUUCCUCCUCCUCCUCCUGCUCCUCUUCCUCACCAGGAUCCUCUAUGACUCUGUAACAGUUGGAUCCACAGACGCGUCUCCGCCGUGUCGUCAUGUCUGUCCAGGUCAAAGUGAUGAGGGACGGUCUGCUGGAGAAGCGCAGCAGUGGACUGCUACAGCUGUGGAAGAAGAAGCGCUGCGUCCUCACAGAGGACGGACUGCGGCUCCACAGCUGCCGCAGCGGCGGCGGUGACGCGGCGGCGGCGGCGACGACGCGCGGCUCAGCCGGAGCCAAGGAGCUGCGCUUCGAGCGCAUGGCGACUGUGGACUGCGUGGAGCACAAGCGCGGCCUGGUCUACUUCACCGUGGUCAUGGUCACGGGCAAGGAGAUCGAUUUCCGGUGUCCGCAGGACGGCGCGCCGUGGAACGCGGAGAUCGCGCUGGCGCUGGUGCGGUACAAGAACCUGCAGGCGGUGCGGAGCGGCAGGAACCGGCACCUGUCCACCACCGGUCAGCUGGGCAGCACCGGAGAGGACGAGGAGCUCUGAGGUGUUUGUGUCUUCCUGGACGUGGACCAAUCAGAGCGGAGGAGACACCGUUGACAUCCACUGACGUGAUUCUGUGGUGAAAAGCAUGAUGGGAUGUUAGAGAAUCUCUGACGACGGAGGAUUAAUGGACUCAUAGGAAUCUGUCGUGACAUCAUGAGGUCGUGACGCCAUAAGGAAAAAGGAAAAAGACGUCUUUGUGGACAAACUGUGGAGCGGGGACACGUCGUCCUCACGUCCACACCUGUGCCUUUUAUUGUCUAAAGAACGUUUUUUAUGUGGAGAAUAUUUUCUUAUCUGACGUCGCGUCGCUUUGUUUCUUCAGUCUUAAUUUGAAAGUAAACGCACUGACCUGGCUCUUUGUUACAGACUGAACUUAACGUUGUCUCCUGUAAAUCACAUUA
Messenger RNA from Solea senegalensis (Senegalese sole), 1131 nucleotides. RefSeq names its product pleckstrin homology-like domain, family A, member 3 (gene phlda3). The record is from RefSeq and is a predicted model, not a curated record. The transcript has 2 exons. Gene Ontology annotation, molecular function: phosphatidylinositol phosphate binding. Gene Ontology annotation, biological process: positive regulation of apoptotic process. Bases 296 to 730 code for a protein of 144 amino acids. NCBI's taxonomy places the organism in Eukaryota, Metazoa, Chordata, Actinopteri, Pleuronectiformes, Soleidae.